This is a messenger RNA of Solanum verrucosum, 987 nucleotides long. RefSeq names its product 2-hydroxyisoflavanone dehydratase-like. The transcript has a single exon. Gene Ontology annotation, molecular function: hydrolase activity. The coding region runs from base 1 to 987 and encodes 328 amino acids. NCBI's taxonomy places the organism in Eukaryota, Viridiplantae, Streptophyta, Magnoliopsida, Solanales, Solanaceae. The record is from RefSeq and is a predicted model, not a curated record.
AUGGCUAAUUCAAAUGACAACAACAAUGAGGUUGUCACUCAAAUGGAUUGUUGGUAUAGAAUCUAUAAGAAUGGUCGAGUCGAACGUUUAUAUGACACAAAUAACUUAUUAACAUACGUACCCCCAUCACUUGAAGAUCCAAUCACUGGUGUCUCUUCUAAAGAUGUUACAAUUUCACCACAUGUUUCUGCUAGACUCUACCUUCCAAAAAACACAAACAAUUCUACCCAAAAACUUCCCAUUAUAGUGUAUUACCAUGGUGGUGCAUUAGUUCUUGGAUCCGCUUUCUUUAACGCGUAUCAACGUUAUCUCAAUGUUUUGGUUUCUGAAUCGAACGCAAUCGCAAUUUCAGUAGAGUAUCGGUUAGCCCCUGAACAUGACGUGACUACAAUUUACGAAGAUUCUUGGACCGCACUUCAAUGGGUCGCGUCGCAUGCUAAUGAAAAAAAAUUCACUAGUGGUAAUGAAGAUCCGUGGAUAAAAAACUAUGGAGAUUUUAGUAGAUUGUCUGUAAUUGGAGACAGUGCUGGUGGGAAUAUAGUUUAUCAUAUGGCGAUGAGAGCAGGAAGAGAAGGUGGUAUUAAUGAAAAGGUAGCUAUUAAUGGUUCGAUUUUUGUUUGUCCUUACCUUUUGGUUCCACUUGAGAACAUUGAACAAAAUGUAUCGUACAAGAAUUGGAUUGUUAUUAGUUCACCAUCAGAAGCUGGGCUUCAUAGUCCAAUGAUUAAUCCACUUGCUGAGAAUGCUCCUAGUUUGUCUCAGUUAGGUUGUUCUAGGAUGUUGUUGUGUUUUGCGGAGAAAGAUGAAUAUAUUCCAAAAGAAAUUGGGGUUCGAUUCGUUGAAGGUGUAAAGAAAAGUGGUUGGAAAGGGGAUUUAGAGUUGAUUGAAGUUGAAGAUGAAGGCCAUUGCUUUCAACUAGCUAAUCCUGAAACUGAGAAAUCUCAAAAUUUGAUCAAGCGUUUUGCUGCUUUCAUCCAACUUAAGUGA